Lobosporangium transversale is the source of this 1214-nucleotide messenger RNA. RefSeq lists its product as hypothetical. Lineage: Eukaryota; Fungi; Mortierellomycota; Mortierellomycetes; Mortierellales; Mortierellaceae. The record is from RefSeq and is a predicted model, not a curated record. Bases 247 to 1122 code for a protein of 291 amino acids. Gene Ontology annotation, molecular function: nucleic acid binding; zinc ion binding. The transcript has 9 exons.
ACCCGACCUUCUGGAACUGCAAUCAUAUGUGCCUCGUGUGGAGAAGCUGGUCACCAACGCAAAAGCCAUAAAGACUGCAAAUUGAACAAAAGAAUAUCUGAGAGUCCACAGACCUCUCCUAAUACUCAUGUUGUUACUACCAGCAAUAAUUCAGAAUCUGAUGACGCUACAGUCUUCGAUUCCUCAGCAAUAUGUGUCUCCUGUGGAUUAGUCGGUCACCGACGGAAGAGCAACAAAGCAUGUCCAAUGAAUACUAAAAGGCUCUCACAGUCUGAAAACCCUAUACCUGAACAAUCUACAGCAACAUGCUCUUCAUGCGGGGAGGUCGGUCACCGGCGGAAGAGCUAUCGCAAUUGUCCCAUGAACUCCAAGGCUGAAAUACGAGUAGAAACAGUGAGAAAUAACACAGCGACCACAAAUCCCGCCAAAGUAUGUGCGUCCUGUGGAAAUCCUGGCCAUCGACGCAAAUCUCACGCUGAUUGCCCAAAUAACCCCAGCCGGCCAGUAGGGCCAGUAGGACCAGCAAACAGUGCUAUAGCGAACAAAACUUCUACUAUGACCUGCGUGUCAUGUGGAGAAAUUGGUCACAGGCGCAAAAGCAACAAAGCAUGCAAAUUAAACCAUAAAAGACCCUUAGGCGUUGAGAAUGAUUCUUCGGCCACCGGCUCUGCAUCCACAGCUUCUGUUAUCAAUGACACUGCGGAAAAAUGUGCCACAUGUGGAGAGACAGGCCAUAGACGCAAAAGUCAUAUAGCAUGCAAAUUUAAUCCUAGGAGACCUCAACUUUCAGAAUCUAGCAUGACUACUAAGGUUGUUGAAACUGACAAUUCCGUCUCUAGUGAGUCGUCUGCUAGUGAACCUUCGGUUAGUGGCUCCGAAGAGAAAUGCUUUUCUUGCGGAGAGAUCGGCCAUAGACGGAAAAGUCAUAAAGACUGCAAGUUAAAUUCUAAGAGGCUUCAAAGUCAAGAACCCGAUUCCGCUGCCAAGCACUCAACGGGUCAAAACUUGAACGAGGGUAGCUCAGUAGAGAAAUGCAUUUCCUGUGGAGAGCUUGGACACCAACGGAAGAGCAACAAGGCAUGCAAACUAAAUCCCAAACGGCAAGUGAGCAACGGGCAUUGAAUCCUGUACCAGAAGCCGUAGUUGACAGUCCUACAGAUAAAGCUUCCAUGGAGACCACAGAGAUUUGCGUCUCUUGCGGAGAGCCCGGUCAU